This is a messenger RNA of Trichoderma atroviride IMI 206040, 1659 nucleotides long. RefSeq lists its product as uncharacterized. The record is from RefSeq and is a predicted model, not a curated record. Gene Ontology annotation, molecular function: protein binding. Gene Ontology annotation, cellular component: 90S preribosome; nucleolus; small-subunit processome. NCBI's taxonomy places the organism in Eukaryota, Fungi, Ascomycota, Sordariomycetes, Hypocreales, Hypocreaceae. Gene Ontology annotation, biological process: maturation of SSU-rRNA from tricistronic rRNA transcript (SSU-rRNA, 5.8S rRNA, LSU-rRNA).
AUGGGUGCUGAAACAGCCGUCGCGCGGCCUCCCACGGCCCGCAAGAGCGAUGCAAUUGUCACCAAAGAGCGACGAACAGACAUAGCCACUCGCGCAGAGAGAGAAAAGGCCCGACGGAUAAGGGAAGCCAACCAGGCCUAUGGUCGAGGAAAGCAGAUCAACACCAAGCAGAUUAAAGACAAGAAACUCCGAAGGAAUUUGAAAGAGCUGGAGAACAAAUAUCAGAAUGCGGCCCUGAAAGCUAAAGAUGCCGAGAUCCUGCUAGAAAACGAAUCCGGAUUCCUCGAGGCCGAAGGAGAGCUGGAACGAACAUACAAGGUCCGACAAGACGAGAUUGUGGCCAAUGUUGCAGUCGAGACGGCGAAGAAGCGAUUCGAGCUCAACUUGGAUCAACUGGGUCCGUACCUAUGCGACUACUCGAAGAACGGACGAGAACUGCUGCUCGGUGGGCGAAAGGGCCACAUCGCGACCAUGGACUGGCGAGAGGGCAAGCUCGGAUGCGAGAUUCAGCUGGGAGAGACAAUUCGAGAUGUCAAGUGGCUGCAUAACAACCAAUUCUUCGCGGUGGCGCAGAAGAAAUAUGUCUACAUAUACGACCGAAAUGGCGUCGAAUUACAUUGCCUGCGGAAGCACUCCGAAGUCACACACAUGGAGUUUCUCCCAUACCACUUCCUCUUGGCUACAAUGAACACCGGAGGCGUUCUCAAGUACCAAGACACCUCGACCGGCCAGGUCGUCGCCGAAAUCCCAUCAAGACUUGGCCCCCCUUGCUCAUUAACUCACAACCCCUACAACGCCAUCAUCCACGCCGGACAUCAAAACGGCACAGUAACUCUCUGGUCGCCAAACUCCGCCGAGCCAGUCGUCAAACUAUUAGCACAUCGAGGCCCUGUGCGAUCCGUUGCCGUCGAUCGAGAGGGCCGAUACAUGGUCUCAGCAGGACAGGACGCCAAAAUGGCCGUCUGGGACAUUCGAAUGUUCAAGGAAGUCAACACCUACUCGACAUACACCCCGGCCUCUUCCGUCGCCAUCUCAGAUACCGGCCUCACAGCCGUCGGCUGGGGCACCUCCAUGACCAUCUGGAAGGGCCUCUUCAACAAGAACGCCGCCACCCAGGAGCGAGUAACACAUCCCUACAUGAAAUGGGGCCGCGAAGGCAAGACCGUCGAGCGCGUCCGCUGGUGCCCCUUUGAAGAUGUCCUCGGCAUAAGCCACGACAAGGGCUUCUCCUCCGUCAUCGUCCCCGGCGCCGGAGAGGCCAACUUCGACGCCUUCGAGGCCAACCCCUUUGAGACGAACAAGCAGCGACAGGAGACUGAGGUCCGCGGCCUGCUCAACAAGCUGUCGCCCGAGAUGAUUGCCCUGGACCCCAACUUUGUCGGCAACAUCGAUCUGCGGUCCGACGCGCAGCGCAAGGCCGAGAAGGACCUGGACGCCAAACCCGCGGACAUUGCCGAGGAGAUUCGCAACCGCGCGAGAGGAAAGAAUGGCGCGUUGAAGAAGUACCUGCGCAAGCAGCGCAAGAGGAACAUCAUCGACGAGAAGAGGAUGCGGGUGGACGAGCUGUGGAAGGAGCAGCAGAAGAAGAACGACAAGAAGCGACAGGAGGUAGAAGAAGAUCUGGGGCCGGCGCUGUCACGGUUUGCGAAGAAGGAGUAA